This is a messenger RNA of Jaminaea rosea, 2464 nucleotides long. RefSeq lists its product as hypothetical. Bases 101 to 2086 code for a protein of 661 amino acids. The record is from RefSeq and is a predicted model, not a curated record. Lineage: Eukaryota; Fungi; Basidiomycota; Exobasidiomycetes; Microstromatales. The transcript is spliced from 5 exons.
GACGGGACUUAGAUGCUCCAGCUAGACGUUGCGCAUCGGGACUGAUACGAGAAUGGACAGCUCCUCCAGACUAGAGUACUAAAGGCGCCCGCACAACGCGAUGAAAUUGCUUCUCACCAUGCCAAACUCCUUCUGCAACACCAUGAGCGACAAGUCCGCAUUCAAGCCUUUGCCUUCCCCCUCCGCCCGCUCCCAGUCGGCGCACAUCCUCUCCUACAGCGAUGCUCCCCCCUCACAAGCACCACCUCCCAUCGUCUACCCUUCCUCCAAAUCCCCCUCCCGGCUUCGCUGGGCGGCCUUUGCCUGGGCUGUGCUCCUUGCACUCGCAAUGCUGGGACCACUCGCAGCCCUGCUCGUCUACAUCUUCGUCAUCCACGGCUACGUUGUCGACGUGGACGGCGGCGUCAUCUACACCGGCGCGGCAUUCAACGUCAUCACGUCCCUGUCCAACAUUGUUAGUAAAGUCAGCGAUUUGGCACUCGUGCCCGUCGUGGGCUUGAUGGCUACAAUCGUUGCCGCAGAGUGGUAUCGCGCAAGCAACGUGUACGAAGGACGAGGCAGGCCAACACCUGUGCACCUCGGCGCGGCCAUGAGUCUUCUUGGCGGGCCCAACCCACGCACCCUCUGGGGGGCACUCCGCCUUUGGUUAGGCUGGGGCUCCACCUCUCGCCACUCGCACGUAAGAAUGCCAAAGACGUUGCGCCUCUCGAUCCUGCUAUGUACCUGGCUCCUCGUACUCCACUAUGGCAUCAGCGCGCUCGAUCAGGCACUGCAUUGGACUACGCAUCCGCGCUCAGUUGUUGAGAAGACGAACGACGUCCUGCUCACCGAGGACAUGAGGUACAGCCGCCCUUUCAAUGACACGAGGUGCGCUGAGUGGAAGGCGGAUCCGGAGAAUGCCGACAGAGCCUCGUACAUUCGGGAUUCGUGCGGGUUGCAAAAUGGCAGCAACAAUGCCAUGUACAUCGACCAGCCCGAAGGGGCUCGCACCCUCGCCAACGCCUCGACUAGCAACUCUGUCGCCUGGACGAAUCAGGGCUCCGCAAUCAUGGUGCCCGCGACGAGGCCCAACAUAAGCUACACGGCCAGGGCGCUGGGAGUGAGUGCGAACUGCAAGUCCCUCACGCAGCAGUGUGUUACCUGCAAGACAAGCGGAUCCUGCGUGGGCGCCGAGGGGACUUCGGAGGCGAGGCUUUGGUUCACUUGCCCGACGCUCAACACAACAAGCGUCAAUUUGGACGAGACUACGUACGUGGACGGGCUGAUCAAUCCGGCCACCAACGGCCAAUUGACGCUAAGCGGGUCCGGCUACCAGUAUUUUGAUAACCUCGCGCAGACUAACCCCUUCCGCUACGCCUUCGUCGGCCAAAGCUUCGCCUAUGCCGGCAUCGGCGACUAUUUAAGUGGCCAAUUGGUCGGCGACACGGGAUUCAUCACUUGGGGCCACCAAGGCGGGCUGAACGUCGUCGACUGCCAGGUCAUGGCGGUAGACACCGUCUACAAAUUCACGCCCCCCGCGACCUACACCGUCCAGUCGUCGGUGCCCAGCUCGCUGCUCCACGCGCAAUAUCUCUCCAACUUCGUGCCCGCGGGAUCCGCAAUCACCACCGCGAUACAAGGGGCCGGGACGAGGCCAGGCAGCAUGACCUUCGCGGAUGCGACGGCUCUCGAGCUGGCAAAGAGGACCGUGGCCGGCGCGGCCGUGCUCUUCGACUCUGCGCCCUUGGUUGAGGUGUUAGGCCGGCCCGUCGUGGGGAGCACGGUGAGAGUGUCCGUUCUGGCCUUGUUCUGUCUGCUUGCAGGCCUCUUUGGCCUCACUUCUCUCCUCGUAGGCCUCCUUGCCGCCUCCUCCCUGCGGGGUAUCACGAGCCCAUUCGUCUCGGUAAUCCGCCAAAGACUGCUCAGCCCUUACGGCGUCCUGCUCGACCUGUACGGUCGCCCCUCUGAGCGGGAGAAGGACCUCAUGUCCGACACGCUUACCAAGAUGUUUGACGACACGCACGAAGGGGAUCGUUUGGUCAUUGGGCCAAGACUAGAGGGCAGGAGAUGGCGCGUUCGCUCGCACAGACAGGAGCAGGCCCUUUGAUGGCGAAGGCAAGGAAAGGAAGGGAGGAGAAAAGGUCCACAGCUUUGUUCUUGUAUUCUGGGCGAGGCCGACGCCACUCAAUUCAAUCUCAUGGUACGCGACACAGCUGAUUUCAUCUCUACGGCUUUUCUUGUCGCUCUUUGUCCUCGAAGCUGAAUUUCACUCUGAUCCCAAUCUCAGUCACUCGAGCGUCGCUUGCCAAUGACAUUGCAACACGGAGCUCGUGAUGAGAAAAAGGAGGUGGGCUCAUCACGGCGCUCAGCUCGAUCGCCCAUGCAACUCGGACUCGACUCACCUUCGCAAUGCAGUCUGGAGCGACAGGGGUUGAAGCAGAGAAGAUAGGACGUGGGAUCAGACGAGAGACAACGGGCCCACUCA